Molecule: messenger RNA, 2519 nt
Organism: Ylistrum balloti
Lineage: Eukaryota; Metazoa; Mollusca; Bivalvia; Pectinida; Pectinidae
Product: pinin-like
Exons: 9
Coding region: 1-1479 (492 amino acids)
Cellular component (GO): catalytic step 2 spliceosome
Source: RefSeq, a predicted model, not a curated record
AUGGCUGACGUGCGUGGUGUAUCGGCGUUGCAAGACGAGUUAGAGAAAGCCAAGGAAAGCUUGAAAGAUGUAGACGAUAGCAUAAAGAAACUUACAGGGAGAGACCCAACGGAACCAAGACCCUCAACAAGACGUGUAACAGCUGUUGCUGAUGGCAGGGGUAGGGAGCGCUUACUGCUUCAAGCAAGGUGGGGCCCAGAUGAGGAACAACAAGCUAAGAGAAGAAUUGCCGGAGGUGCUUUCUCAAGGCUUGGUCCAAUGCAUAGGAUGAUAGGCAGAGGACGUCCACCAAGAGGACGGGAUAGUGGGGAUGAAGAUGAUCUUCCCAACAAGCCCACUAUCCAGUCCUCAGUUGUUGCUACCCCUAAAGAAUCCAGGACACGCCAAUCCAGCAUUGAGGAACAGAGUUCAGACCGAAAGGGCACCGCCAGAAAUAGAAGAAUGUUUGGCUUACUCUUGGGAACAUUGAGAAAAUUCAAAGAUGAAGCCAAGGAAACUGAAGAUAAGGAAGUUCAAAGAAAACAGAUUGAACAAAAGUUGGAAGAAAAAGCCAUUUCAGAGAAGGAGGAUCUUCUCAGAGAACGUCAUCAGCUUUUCUUGGAACGAAAACAACAACAGGCCAAAAUUCGUCGUCUAGAAUACAAAAUGGAACUUAUUGAAAUACAUGAUGCCUGGGAAAAGGAGACACGCAAGUUAGAAAAAUUUAUUCACACCAAAGCCAAACCACACAUAUUUUAUCUUCCAAAAACUAUGGAUGCUGUAUUAGAAGGAAAGAGAAAAGAGACUGCUAAAUAUGUGGAUGACAUGAUUGAAGAGCGAAGGAGGAAACUGCAGAUUGAGAUUGAAGACCUGAUGGCCAAGGACCUGCCAGGUGGAAAAGUUGACAUGGAAGGCGAAGAGGACGAAGGGGCCAUGGAGGGGGAUAGAAACACAGAUAAGGAAAACAGGCGUAGGAAAUCUAGUGGGGAAAGGGUAGACUUGCGUAGGCAGCUAGAUCAGAGGGAUAAACAUAGAGGGGGUAGGGAUGGGGAGACACCAAGAAAACGCAGGAAGUCUGAUAGUGUAACUGAGGAAGACCGACACAAUAGGGCAGGUAAGCACCGAAGGAGAAGUAAGGAAGAAGGGGAUAGGUCAGGGGGCAGGAGAGACAGUCAUAAGACAGGGGCACCAAGAAGGGACGACAGGGCAAAGGAUCGUGCUGAACCCAGGGUGGAAAUCAGUUACAAUGAUGAGGAAGAAGAGGAGGAGGAAGGAGAACUCCGAACUGAAUCUAGCAACAACACUGGUAGUAAUAGUAUGGUAGUUAAAGAUAAACGAACAGUAGAGCAGACAGAUACUUCAGUGAAGCCAGACAAGAUGGACACUGGGGAAACACAAGUUGAAAUGGCCAAGAGCACAAAACAGUCUCGAGCUAUGAUGGCAGAAGAUGAGGAGGAGGAAGGAGAGGAAGGAGAAGUGCAUGAUGCUGUGGAUGAAUGAUAUCUGGGAAGGGGCAGCUCAUAUAUAAAUAUAUGUAUAUGGCCUAUAAGAUUUAUAGUACUUUUCAGUAAAAGGGUUGGGCAAUUGUUUGUCUUGGCUGAAACUGGGGAGAAACAUGUCUAAGAGAAAAUUGUUGUCCAAGAAACAGGGGAGGGAGGGAGGUAGCUAUGUAACAGCUAUACAGUGGAUACUUCAUUAAAUAUAAGAUAUUGAAUAUAAAUCUGUUGAAGGAAAUUGUUUGAAUUUAAAAAAGUGAUUGGGAUGAAAAAUAGGGAUGGGAAUAGUUCUUCAUAGUAGAUACAUAUUGGUAUCAGUGUCAUGUAUAUAGAGAAGAGUUUAUUGAUUCAAUGAUGGGUGCCAUUUUAGGCCUUCUGGUGGCUAUCACGGAUAAGUUUGAUUUUAAGUAUAUGAAUACUUGUGAUUACGCCGUCAUGACAUGAUUUGAAAUUAAAGCUCAGUUAUAGACCUUUCUGAGUUAUGGGGGAGUAGUGGGGGUGUGUCAAAUUCAUAAUUGCUCAUAAUCAUAAUUUACCAUCAAAAUCAUAAAGAAAGCUUAAAAUGUUACGUAGUUAUGAAACUACAUAAUGAUGUUUUAAGCUUUCUUUAUAAUUUGGAUGCUUUGUGACAUUCAAAAGCUGUAGAAAAUAAAACAUCUGAAAGAUUUAGCCCAUAGACAAAAAAAGUGUACUAUAAUUUCCUGUCAGAUCAUGGUGGUUUACGCUGAAGGUAUUCAUGCCCAAAAAAAUACACUUGUCAGUGAUAGCCACCAGAAGGUCUGAAUUGGCAUCCAUCUUUUGACAUUGUUUGUAAUAAUCCAGUGCAAUACACUUGUGUAUUGUGUUAAUAGCAUUUCCACAUAAUCAUUUGUGUUGACAAAUUUCAAGUUUCAGUUUUGAAAAGGACAUAAAUGUUUUGUGCAUUCUUGACAAGAUUUGUGGUCUCACAUGACUGCUAUAUAAGCUUUUUCAAUCGAAAAAUGUUUUAAUUUCCUGAUUUCAUUUUAAGAAAACUAACAAGUUUUUUUUCCCAUUGAUUUACAU